This is a messenger RNA of Macadamia integrifolia, 400 nucleotides long. Its product is annotated as coumarin 8-geranyltransferase 1b, chloroplastic-like. The record is from RefSeq and is a predicted model, not a curated record. NCBI's taxonomy places the organism in Eukaryota, Viridiplantae, Streptophyta, Magnoliopsida, Proteales, Proteaceae. The coding region runs from base 99 to 353 and encodes 84 amino acids. The transcript has 3 exons.
AUAAGGUUAUAAAUUUUUUCCACUGUAGGAAAUGUCAAUGAAAAAAUCCCAAUAAAUAAACUAAAUGCAAACAAUACCUCUUACAAUAUUGCUAAUCUAUGAAACAGGUAUUCUCUCUCGGCAUUAAUAUCGUUUUGAUUGCUUGUGGUAUUGGAAUGAUAACGGGGAUUUCUUCUUGUUCAACUUUACCUUUCAAACUCAUUAUAAUACUGGGUCACUCUGCCAUGGCAAUUGUUCUUUUGCUUCAUUCUAGGACUGUUGAUCUUACAGAUAAAUUAUCUACACAAUCAUUUUACAUGCUCACAUGGAAGUUAGUUUAUGCUGAGUACCUGCUUCUUCCAUUUGUACGCUGAGAAGAAUAUCUAGAGACGGCACAUGAUAAAAGGGGUGCAUGGUUAUG